AUGCGGGAGGGGGUGCUGGAGGACCCCUACGCGGAGUUUUUCAUCACGGAGGUGGAGGAGGCCCCGCGCGCGGGGUGGCCAGCGAAGGAGCCUAAAAGCGUCAUGCGGCUUUUCCCGGAGAUCUCGGCAAAUUUGGACGCCUUCGUGAUGGCGGCGAGCGGCGGGAGAGGAGGGGGGGGCGAGGAGUUUUAUUCCGCCUCCCUAUCGUCCUCGGCGCUCCCCCGCCCCACUGCACAGCAGGAUGUUGUGAGUUUUGAGCGCCGCUUCUCGAUGAACAAGCUUCUUGUGCCUUCUUUCAUUGAAAAGCCGAGUCGAAUUCCCAAAAUGAUUUUCUUCGCGGGAAGGUACUGCUGUCUUCUGCGUGAAAGCAGCCACACGCGACCGAGCUUUGAUAAUUCCGCGGAGGAGGACCUCCGUGAGUGGUCCGGGGUGGAUGCCCUCCAUAGCAAAAUACAGGAAUCCUUCGAAAUCGCCAGCGGGGCGGUGAUUCAGAUGCUUUUUAGUUCCACCGUCGACUUUAUGGGGCACCUCUCCUCGCUGAAGACGUAUUUCCUGCAGGAACGCAGCGAUUGGGUGGCGGAUCUCCUCGAAAACGCGGAGGAUUUACUGCAGAAACCGCCUGAAAAGGUCAAGAUCCACUCACUUCGCGUGCUCCUGCAGUCGGCAAUCGCGCGGAGCAGCGCAGCAGCCUCGGACCCUUACCACUCUACUAUCAGCUGUAAUUUCGCCGAUUCCCUGCUCGAAGAUUGCCUUCAGGCGAGGGCUAAAAGGAAAACGCAGCCGACAUAUCCUUCUCCUUCUGCUUCUCCUUAUAAAAAUAAGCCCCAUAGUCCGGGAUCCUUGUCCAAGGCCAUGAAUUGUAUUCAUUUCUUACAGCUCGAGGCGGACCUUCAGUGGCCGCUCACUUUAGUCCUCGAUGCGCACGUUAUCGAGCGCUUUAAUGGCAUCUUUCGUUUGUUUUUACGCAUGAAAACAUGCGAGCGGAUGUUGGCUUCCUUGUGGUAUACAAACGAAACCCUUUCAAGUUUCGCCACCGCCUACGGUAUCAAGCAUCAGCUCACGCAAUUUUUACGUCAAUAUCUCUUUUAUGCCGCGCAUUUUGUGGUGGAGCCGUUGUGGAGCCGCUUGAUAGGCCGCGUUUCGCAAACCGACAGCGUCUUCUCCAUCACGAACGCGUUGAAUGACUUUUUUGAGGGGGUGGAGCUGGGUUUAGCGAUGGCGAGCCCGCAGAGAUUUUCAAGCUUAUUGCGUAUUCUUGAUAUUUGCCGUCGAUUUUGCGAGUUAGGAGUGUACAGCAGCACAACUACCACUCCGCUAAUUGAAGCUACUCUGCACGCCAUUGAAGAUGACUUUUUGCGGACAUUGUCGGAGCUCGCGGCACCGACUGGGGCGGAUUACACCCAACUUGUACCUUUGCUCACGUGGAUUGAUUUUACUGGAUUCUACGCACGAAACAAUAUUUACCACGUCCUACGCGGCGCAUCUUAUACCGCGUAA
Phytomonas sp. Hart1 is the source of this 1497-nucleotide messenger RNA. NCBI's taxonomy places the organism in Eukaryota, Euglenozoa, Kinetoplastea, Trypanosomatida, Trypanosomatidae. The record is from the annotation of a GenBank genome assembly.